AUGGAUACUCUCCCGCUGGAAACUCUGCAACAAAUAUUCAAGCUCGCAUGCACUGAUGGAGGAUAUACAGGCCAUACUCUCUCUCUCGUAUCGAAGGGCAUCCGCGCAGCAGCACGUGCGGCCCGCUUCCACUCCAUCUCCCUUAUCGCGAGCCCGAGACAUCUCCAGCUAUUCGUCGCACUUUACGAGCGCGAGUGCGACCCUGCGCUCGGGGAUAAGCCUCGUAUCCAGCAUCUCCAUGUGGCGUUUCCCGUCACAGAGCACGAACAGCUAGAGGCCACCAGUAGAAAUGGCACAGCGGUGUCCUACGCAAGCAUCUCGAUCGCCAACCACCCAGGUCCGACGACCUACGAGGACUACCUCAGCGAGGCACAGACAUUGUUCCGGUUGAUCACGCCCGACUUGGUGACUCUCGUCGUGCAGUGCGGGUUUUCCGGUGCAGGCGAUCUAGACCUCCCUAUCAUCGAACAUCCUUUCCCUCACUUGCUAGAGGUCACGUUCGUUGGGGUGGCACAACCCCUCACGCUCGUAUCACGUACAGACGGGACGACUGCCGCACCGCUAUUUCCUGCGGUGACGCAUCUGUACAUCGCCCCCCCAUUCUUGUGUUCGACCUGGCACUCAGGACUCUCCCUCCCGUUCUGGUUCACCCAUGCCCCCUUUGUCACGCACCUGGGCGUAUCGUGCGCAGACGACCAUGCCGCCGCUAUCGCCAGUGCGAUCGGAGUGCCGGUCGAGCCUGAGCCGAACCCUUAUGGCAUGUGGCCUUUCAAUGACGACUCUUUGGAUCCUGGCGCACCGUCAACCCCGACCACAGUGCCUGGCGUGCCAGCGUAUCCGACCGUGCGCCACCUUCUACUGCAGCCAGGCCCGGGACCCGCAUGUCACAUGUGCUGCUGUGGGGAUGCUGCGGCGGCUUAUGACUCUAGGAUGCAAGUUCUGAGGGAGAUUGAGCGUGGGUGUGAGGUGGCUGGUGUCAUGGUCGUUGAGGCAAAAGCACCUGAACAUGGGCUGUUCCUCCGCUACUACGAGCCGGCUCGCCGUCGAUGGCUGGAGAGAAUGAACGACGGCAGGGAUGAAGCGGGCGACUGGAGCGGGUAG
Messenger RNA from Trametes versicolor FP-101664 SS1, 1101 nucleotides. RefSeq lists its product as uncharacterized. The coding region runs from base 1 to 1101 and encodes 366 amino acids. The transcript has a single exon. The record is from RefSeq and is a predicted model, not a curated record. Lineage: Eukaryota; Fungi; Basidiomycota; Agaricomycetes; Polyporales; Polyporaceae.